GGAACAUUUGAACUAAUUGAGCAGCAAAUAUCGAUAUAUGUAUACAUCUGUAUUUUUAUGGACGCCCACGUACACACACAGGAAAUUUGGAAGCCCUAGCAAAAUGCGUGGACUCGUCGAGGAUUCGAAAAAGACCAAGUUGUCGUCCUCGAACAACAACAACAUUAGCACUAGCAGUAGUAGCAGUCGCAUAAAAUCGUCAAAUACUACAGGAUCAGGAUCCAGUGCAAGUGGCAGCACUGCAAAGCCAUUAAGGAGUGCGGUGAAAACGCCAACAAUGAGCAGCACGACGUCAUUGGCAGCAGGAACAGCAGCGGCCAAGAAGGCGCCUCAUACGGGGCAACAACAAGUUGGCAAGUCUGCAAAGUCCUCGACGGCAGCAACAACAGCAGCAACAGCAACAACUGGAACGCCAACAACAAGGGCACAGGCAGCGGCGGCCAAAAUUCAAAAGGGUCAGAAUCCACCCUCACAACAAGUGCAACCGAAACAGCAGCAACCACAGACACAGCAGCAACCCUUAGUGGUGCAACAGCAACAGCAGCAACAUCAGGCAAACAACAGCAGCAACACGAUUGCCCUGCCAAAAGCCUCGCAUGCCAACACCAGUGAGGAGUUGGCCGGCGGUGUCCAGGACACAAUUUACCUGUGCAACUUUCGGGUAUCUGUCGAUGGCGAGUGGCUGUGCCUCAAGGAGCUGCAGGAUAUAGAUGUUGCCGGUGGAACAGGCAGUCAGGCAGUGCAGACCAGUGAAAAACUGGGUGGAGUCCCAUCGCAGACUGGCUUUGGGUCUAACUUUAAUACUGGCUCCAAUUCCAGCAAGCGUAACAGCAAACGCUUCUCUGGACUGUCCACCGGCAGUGGAGGAGGAGGAAGCGGCGGGGGAGGCGGCGCCCUGGACAUCACGGACAAUGGUAUUAUGGCAAUUGAAAACCUUAUCGGCCGCCGGCUGUGCGACAUGGUCCACAGUGGCUCCUCGGCACUCGGCCAGUCCCAGUCACACUCCCAGUCGCAGCACCAGAGUGUCGGCCUCUUCGCCGAGUGGUCGCAUCUCUCCCGGGAUACGGCGGAAAUAGAGCGCAGCAAUCUGGUGAACAUCUGUAAGUUGGUGGUCAAGGAGCUGUUGGAGCAGUCGCUGCGGUAUGGUCGCAUGCUGGACUCUGAUCACCUGCCGCUGCAGCAUUUUUUCAUCGUCAUUGAGCACGUCCUGGGCCAUGGAUUGCGACCCAAGAAGGGACUCCUCGGACCCCGCAAGGAACUUUGGGACCUUUUGCAGAGCGUGGAGCACUACUGCCCGGAAGCACAGGAUAUUACGGCUAGUGUAAGGGAUUUGCCUACAGUCCGUACACACAUUGGCAGGGCUAGAGCCUGGCUGAGGAUUGCUUUAAUGCAGAAGAAGCUAUCGGAUUACCUUCAGGCUCUCAUCGAGCACAGAGACGAUUCACUGUACGACUACUACGAGCCACAUGCUCUAAUGAUGAGCGAUGAGAUCGUUGUGAUAAUGGGCAUUCUAGUAGGCUUAAACGUGAUUGAUUGUAAUCUGUGCGUGAAGGAGGAGGAUCUGGAUUCCCAGCAGGGCGUCAUCGACUUCUCGUUGUACCUGCGAUCUAGUUCCAGAAAUGCUGACGCCGCCCCAGAGGAUGCUGCUCCGCCGGCCGUUAUGGAUGCCACUGGUCAGGGCAACAUGAUCGCGGUGUUGGACCAGAAAAACUACAUCGAGGAGCUCAACAGGCACUUAAACGCCACUGUGGGUAAUCUUCAGGCCAAAGUUGAGUCUCUCACGACCACAAAUGCCCUGAUGAAAGAGGAUUUGGCCAUCGCUCGGAAUAGUUUGUUGGCUUUGCAAGCAGAAAACCAGGCCAUGCGGCAGUCCGCUCCAGCAGCGGAUAACAGUUCCACUGGAUCGGGUGGUUCCUCCGACAAGGACAAAGAGAAGCCGUCCGAGGAGCUAGCUGAAGAGCGUCGUAAGACUAGCGAACUAGAGAAGGAGCUCAAACUGCAGGUGUCCCUCAAGGCGGAGUCUGACAUGGCCAUGAAACUGCUGGAGAAGGACAUCCAUGAGAAGCAGGAUACGAUAGUCUCACUUCGCCGCCAACUGGACGACAUCAAACAGAUUAACUUGGAGAUGUACCGAAAACUGCAGGAAUGUGAAGAUGAACUCACACAGAAGGGCGAGAUGGUCUCGCGCCUGCAAACGAAAGCCUCACAAAUUGGUAACAUUUUACAAUCGUUAGAAAAGAAAUACGAAUCGAAGCUCGUCGAUCAGCACUACCACGGACCGGGAUCGGGAACAGGAUCAGGAGCAGGAUCUGGAACUGGGGGCGGAGCCAUGGGUGGAGAACGGUCACCAACCACCCGGCGACAGCAGAAUCUGGAGAAGUUCGAGGCACUCACCAAGAAGCACAAACAAGAUGGCCCACCCAUGAAGCGCAUGCAUCUCAAGAUGGACGCCUUUCCGCCAUUCGAUCCAAGCAAAUACCGGAAGUCACCGCGUCAACCGGAUGCACCCAAUCCGGGUGAGCUACAGGAAAGCAAGGAUGCCAAGACGCCCACGUCCGCCAAGUCCCUAAACGAUGAGCUGGCCGAGGCUGCGGCUGUGGUGAGCCAGCACUUUGGAGUAGAUGCAUCACAAAGCGAUUACAUCCUGUGCCGGGAGCAGACAGCAGACGGAGAUACUUAAACAUUAGCUAAAUGUAGAAUAAGAGCCUUUGUUAAUAUGGCCAGUUUCGGUUUUCACAGAAUUAUUUCAAUAUAUUUGUGUUAGCAGUUCUUGAUCUCACAAAUCUAUAAAGAAAUUAGAUUUGAUUUUGUUUCUCUCAAAUGAAAAUCUAUUCGUUGAUCGCUAAAAUUAGGUUUAUAUCAUUAUUAAUGAAUGAAUUUAGUGCCUGACUGCAUUUAUACCUAAGGAGAAAUUCAUUUUCAUGAAUAUUAUUUAAAAUAUAUACAAAAAGAAAUAUUAAUCAGAGUUCCCGUUGAUUACACAAACAGCCGACAUUUGCUGAUCUAAAUUAGUAUUUGAUUAGAAAUUUGAUUAAAACUACAAUGUGAAAAUCGGAACAGGCUUCUAUUGCUCUCAACAUCCUUAAGACCUGGAUAAGCACUCAAAGUCCGUGUCCAGGUCUCGAAUGGAACUCAAAGUGCAACUGCUUAUCAAGACUCUCAAUUUUGGAGUGCACAACUCAAAGAACCCUAUAGCUCUAUAGCCAGUGUGUGUGUACCAUAUAGGAUGCCUUUACUCUGUAGACCAGAUCCCUUAAAUGGAUAAAAUACCAGUAUAUGAAUUGUUAAAGGUUUUGAAUUACUACUGUAUGCAACCUGUUAGCUAAAUUAUCUUCCCCCAGAGCCCCCGUAAGCAAAGAUUAUAUACGAUUAUACAACUAUAACGACGUAUGUAUGUAUAUAUGUAUAGUGUGAUUAAGAGGCUUCAGAUGUUUAUUAUACAUAUGUAUGUACAUAUGGAUCCCCACGCAACAGCUUAUAUUGUAAUUAUACACUCAGCCUAGUCAAAUACAAAUAUUGUAAUUAUAUAUACGAGUAUAUAAAACUAUAAAUAAAUAUUGAGACUAUAUGAAUCUACAAGUCCAUGCAAUGUAUUAUACGCGCUGGAGCUUCAGUCUAUAUUCUAAUACUCGUACUCUUCUAAACCGAACCCAGAGAAAUAAAACUUAUCCGAA
Molecule: messenger RNA, 3674 nt
Organism: Drosophila eugracilis
Lineage: Eukaryota; Metazoa; Arthropoda; Insecta; Diptera; Drosophilidae
Product: protein RUFY3
Exons: 5
Coding region: 38-2680 (880 amino acids)
Cellular component (GO): cytoplasm
Molecular function (GO): metal ion binding
Source: RefSeq, a predicted model, not a curated record